Messenger RNA from Xyrauchen texanus (razorback sucker), 7318 nucleotides. It is a transcript of the gene crtc1a, whose product is annotated as CREB regulated transcription coactivator 1a. Bases 17 to 1750 code for a protein of 577 amino acids. Gene Ontology annotation, cellular component: cytoplasm; nucleus. Gene Ontology annotation, biological process: protein homotetramerization; positive regulation of transcription by RNA polymerase II. The transcript has 14 exons. Lineage: Eukaryota; Metazoa; Chordata; Actinopteri; Cypriniformes; Catostomidae. Gene Ontology annotation, molecular function: cAMP response element binding protein binding. The record is from RefSeq and is a predicted model, not a curated record.
AUUAGAGGAGCGAAUCAUGGCGUCCUCGAAUAAUCCGCGGAAAUUCAGCGAAAAGAUCGCGUUGCACAACCAGAAGCAAGCUGAAGAGACAGCAGCGUUCGAGGAGGUGAUGAAAGACCUGAGUAUCACUCGGGCAGCCCGUUUACAGUUACAGAAGACACAGUAUUUACAGCUUGGUCAGAACCGAGGACAGUACUAUGGUGGCUCUUUGCCAAAUGUCAAUCAGAUUGGAAACACCACCAUUGACCUUUCCUUUCAGACUCCUUUUCAGAAUUCAGAGUUGGAUACUAGUAGAACAACUCGUCACCAUGGGCUGGUAGACAGGGUCUAUCGGGACCGAAAUCGGAUAAUGUCCCCUAACCACAGACCCAUCUCUGUGGACAAACAUGGCCGUCAGAUUGAUAGCUGUCCAUAUGCCUCUGUGUAUCUGUCACCCCCAUCCGAUACCAGCUGGAGGAGGACCAACUCAGAUUCUGCCCUGCACCAGAGCACUUUGAACCAAAACCCACAAGAUGCAUUUACAGGAGGAUCACAAGAAUUGCAGCUAAAACAAGUUCUUUUUCUUACUGUGCCAGGAACCGGGGAAUCAGAAAGUGACAUGGACAAAGAAGGCCAAAAACAGAUAUGGGAACAUAAAAAGAAUACUUCAUCAAGGCCCAAGUCAAACAAAAUACCAGGAAUCAGCAUAUUUCCAUCUCCAGAUCAGGAAAUGACUGCAUCUUUAAUCCCAGCCACACACAACACAGGCGGCUCUCUGCCAGACCUCACUAACAUCCAGAUCCCCCCUCCUCUCCCCACACCUUUGGACCCUGAUGACUCCUCCUCCUCCUCUCUCAGUGUCUCCAACAGCACUAGCAAUCUGACCAACACUCACAUGGGCCAUACUUCUGCCAGCCAAGGUAUGACAUCAGCACAUCCUACAGUGACUGGGAGUGUACAACGCCGGCACGAGAAUGUGGUUCCUCUGAUUCUGAACGCUGACUCCCAGCAGCAUCAGAUUCUUCAGCAGCUAUCACCCACCCUCUCUCCUCCACUCUCUCUAGCACAGGUGGAGACAAUAGAUGCCAUGAUGCUGGAGCAGCAGUUGGCUCAGUAUGCUUUCUUCAGUCAGCCAUCCACACCGACGCAAGGGGUCAGUAGACUUCCUCAGCUCCAGCUGAACACUCAGCUGCCACCUGUCUCUGGAAGCCAGACACAGUCCUCUGUGGGCAUUGAUAUUAACACGGCUGCUUCCCUCCAGCAGUACCGCUGUAGGGUGGGGUCUUCAGCCAAUCAGUCUCCGACUUCUCCAGUCUCCAAUCAAGGCUUCUCUCCGGGGGGCUCGCCUCAACACUCCUCCAUUCUCGGAAGUGUCUUUGCUGAUGCCUUUUAUGACCAGCAGCUUUCUCCUCGUCAGAGCAGUGCUUUGUCUCAGCAAUUGGAGCAGUUCAACAUGCUUGAGAAUCCCAUCAGCUCAAGCAGUCUGUACAGUGAGUUUUCCACUCUUAACUACUCUCAAGCUGCAAUGCUCAACCUUACUGGGAGCCACGGCAACCUGCAGGACGCACAGCAGCUUGGCUACAGCAGCCAUGGGAACAUCCCCAACAUUAUUCUCACUGGUGACAUGAGCUUUGACGCAGAUUCUCAGUUCCCCCUGGAUGACUUGAAAAUCGACCCACUAACACUGGAUGGUUUGCACAUGCUCAACGAUCCUGACAUGGUUCUUGCCGACCCUGCGACAGAAGAUGCUUUCCGGAUGGACAGGCUGUAAUCUUUAGGUAUAUGAUGUUCAUUUGUCCUUAUUUGAGAUUGGUGUGGUUAAGUGGGAGAGAAGCUGUCAUCUCUACAGCAUGUUUGGGGAACACCUGACCAUGUUUCUCAAAACCCUCCCUCCUGGAAGGCAGGCCGUCACUGACAUUGCUAAGAAUGUUGCCACAGUAUGGUAAGCAGUGCUGCCGCAGCUAACGAAUCAACCUUUUAAGAAAGCAGCCCAUAAUUUCUUAGAUAACACUCAUACCUUUAGCUCUAUAUGAGUGAAUGCGACAACACUAUGUAAGCUCCCUAUCGUGUUUUCUUCCAUUUCAUUUCCUGUAGAAGAUCCUCCUCCUACUCUGCAGAACCAAUCACAUUUGUCUGAUGCCUGUCAGCUCACCUAUUACUCGGUCAUACAUGCCUGUGUUACAUGCCAGUUUGUUUGAUGACGAAUAUUUAUUUAUGCACUUUUAUACAUGCAUAUGCCACCAUAGGCAUUGUUUGCCAUGAGCUGUGUUUAAUUUAUUUUCUUAAACAAAUGUUUCUCGUUUGUAAGACCAAUAAUGGUGUAAAAGGAGUGUUAAUCCUCCCCGUUUUAAGGGCAGUAUUAUAGUCCUCAUGCAUUGCAUACAUUUCCCCAUGAACACUUAUGUACUCGAAGAUAGCUACAGUUCUUCAGUAUUUCUGGUCUGAACUUAUGAUUGUAAUGGUUUUUUUUAAAUGUCUAGUUUUGUUUUUGAUACUUUUCUUAAAUGCAGUGGUGCAUUAUGUGACAAUGCUUGCACUGUGUAAGGAUUGUGAUAAAAUUAAUCUUCAUCAAUUGGAAAUUCUAAUAUGCUUUGUUCUGUUUGUGGUUGUCAACAAAAAACACAUCCACACAUUUAAAGGGAUAGUUCACAAAAAAUGAAAUUUCUCUCACCAUUUACUCACCCUCAUGUCAUCUCAGUUGUGUAUGACUUUCUUCUGCAGAACACAAAUGAAGAUUUUUAGUAGAACAUCUCCGCUCUGUUGGUACAUACAAGGCAAAUGAAUGGUGAUCAUACCUUUUGUAGCUCCAAAAAUCACAUAAAGGAAACGUAAAAGUAAGCCAUUAGACUCCAGUGGUUAAAUCCACAUCUUCAGAAGCGAUUAUAAUAGGUGUGGGUGAGAAAGAGAUCAAAAUGUAUGUCCUUUUUAAAUCUACACUUUCACGUUCACAUCUGAAAUAUGCAGUGUAUAUGGUACAAUCAAAAUGAUGCCUCAAACUUUUAGGUGAGAUUUUCUUUGCUUUACUUGGAAAUAAACAUGAAGCCACAGUACAAGAUCAUAACGGUCAUUUGCAUGUAUAUAUCAAAACUAGUCACUGUGAAAACCAGAUUCUGCCUUACACUGAGAAGAUGUAGUUUUUGUAAAUUCUGUUGUGUGAAGAUGUUCUCUCUGUAGCUGAAGGUUUGUUUUCUGUUUAUAGAAGAAUGUGGUACUGUAACAUUUGCUGUUACUCAUCACAGAAGGUUGUCUUUGCACUCAUACUUGUCUUCUGGUUGCUUCAUGAUAUCAUAUGCCCAAAAGGGGAGGUUUACUACUCUUUUUAAUUCUGUCAUUCAUCUUUUCUCAUAUUUCCUCUGAAUUGUUUUAUACUUGUACCACUUUUGUAAGUGUGAGAAUAUUGUUUACAAAACCUUGUGAAAAGAACAUUAAUACAAUCUUGAUGUAUAAAUUAACGAACAAUAUGCUAAAUAUAAAAAGAUAUUUUAAGAAAUUGUUAUCCAUGUAAAAUGUCACUCUAUAUAAGAGGAUAAUCUGAUUUGGAAUAAUAUCUAUGCAAAGCAUAAUUUAACAUACUAGAACACGGACAUACUAAAGAAAUAGUUUAAAGAACAGUAUGGCUUUUAAAGCAUCUGUGGGCAUUUUAAUUAUGGACUGAUUUGUCUAUUUUCAGCAAGAAGGACAAAAGAGAAGCAGUAUGUGCAUGAAAAAGUUUUUAAUUCUCCGGUUUGAUAAGGGAUUCUUCUUGCAAGUGAUCUGAUUGUAUUGUGUAUAUUUUCUGUCACAGAAGCAUGACCAACAUGUGCUUUGACUAUUGUUGUCAUGAAGUCCAUGCUUCAUAUUUUCAAAAUGUAAAGGAAGGAUGUGUCAGGUAAUCAGUUACUGUUAUAUUCCUUGACUUGACUGCCUGAACAGCAUUGCUGAAACCAGAAUGUAUUUAAUCACUUUUUAUGUAGGACCAAACAUAUUACUGAAACUAGCAUUAUUUUUGUUAUGGUGUCAUUUGUAUACUUGUCUGUGUGUUUAGCAGUUGCCCUCUGCAUUGUUGUGAACAUUCCAUUUCACUUGCAAGAGGCUGCAUUGUAAAGACACUUAUGUCUCGUGGUGUUGUUUUUAUUUUGUGCUUAGCAUUUACGUGAACUUGCUACAUAGUAUCACUUUCUACAUUUACUUUGCACUUUAACCGAUAUUCACUACAUUUUUCUUCAUACUUUUCAUACCCCUCUGAGUGACUUUGAGUGCACUGGGUCUAUUUCCUCCCUAUGGUUGGCCAACUUUGCCUUCUCUAAGACAAGUAUUUUUGAAAAGGAAAAAGUAUUUGUUGUCUAUUUAUGAUUUUAUACUUGAUCAACGCAAAAAAUAACUUUUUUUUUAAUGUAGUAUUAGAAAAGUAUGAAAGUUCCCCAAUAUUAACAAAAUGUAUCAAUGAAGGCAGGUUACUCUUCUGCAUCUCAAUUUACCAUAGACCAGUUUCACCUUUUAUAAAUUUCGAAAGUAUUAAGGUUUAUCCUUACCAUGAGUUGAACAAGUCCUGAGAAUUUCUGGCCAAAUAAAUGAUAGCAUGCAGAAAAGAAAAGGCUCUUCAUCAUUGUAAACCACAGCAUAUUUAGUAUAUAAUGUAUGUACACACAAAAUAUUUGAGCCGUUUUUUUUAAAGAUUUAUGCAUUUCAAUUUCAUAACAAAAUUCCAUUAAAUUGAAUUGCGUAAUUUUUAACAAAGUGUAAUUAAUAAAACAAAAAUGUAUUCAAGUUUUAAGUUUGUAAAACAUUGUGCAGUUCAAUUUGAUGGAAUUUUGUUAUGAAAUUGAAAUGCAUAAAUCUUAAAAAUAGGCUACUUUUUGUUGUUGUUGAGUGCAGCCUUCAUGUACAUAAAUGCUACAUUUAUACAUUUCUCUGUUUUAAAAAACUAACAUUAAAGCUUAAAUAUCAAGAGUACGUGUAAAAAAUAAAAAAAAAACUGUUGAACUAUAUGGAACUUUGUUUUUACAUCAUAAAAUGCUUGAAGUGGAUGCUUAACUGUUCUCACAUUUCUAGCCAAGUUGUAAAUGAAACAUCUCUGCUGCAAAUAUACAUUCAGUUUUUCUUUUCACCCUCUAUACACUGAACCUUAUCAAAGCUUUGUGAAAUAAUAUCCUCUUUAAGUCUUUGUUUUGUACUGUACACUUUAGACCUAUUUGUUUCUGGCUGAUAAUCUUUGAUUUUGUUUUUCUUAUGUAUGUGCAUAUACAAUUGUAUGUUUACGUACUGUAAAAGUCUUUUUCACAAGCUCAAGGUCUGUUUGCUGCAGUGGAUUGUUGUAUGUAUGGUUUCUUUGCUAUGGUUGCUUUAUUCGUUCAUUUUCUAGAUUUCCAAAUAUCUGAAAGUUUACUAUAGAUUUGUUCAAUUAAAAAUAAUUAAUUCACAAGUGUCCUCAAUGAAGAAAAAAAAAAGAUAUUUUACAGUAGACAAUUGCAUUUUACAAUUUACAAUUGAAAACUGCAACAAAUGAAAGGUAUUGAAAAUAUUUCUGUAAUUUAUCUAUGUCGAGUUUAAAACUGACUCUUGGUUCUGUAAGUAAGGAGUAAACCAAGUUCAAAUUAUAAUUUAUAUUUGAAGUAUUAAGAUCUGAAGGAUAGUUUGAUGGUUAUCCUGUGUAAUAUAAUAUCUGGAUAUGAAUGGAAAUUAUAUUGUAUUAUAAAAACUAAAAGAAAAAUCAAAUUUAAUGGGCUGGAUUAUUAUAUUCUCCUAAUUUUCACCUAUAAACACACAUUUAAUAUAUUGUCCUAUAAAAGCAAAACACAAUAAAUGUGCCAACACUAAAACUAAGAAAUUAAUUUUCCUUUUAUAUUCUUUUUUGUUGUUGUUGUUGUCCAGCCAAAUGUGUUGAACAUACACACAGUAAUGGAGAGAUUAGACAUGAAUCUGAGCAUAUAGUUGUGUCAAACUUGUCUGUCAAUUUUAACAAAAGUUACUGUGUUUUGCCUUUGCAUGGCAGUAUACAUUAGUGUUUUUGUGUGUUUGUUUAUUUGUUUGUUUCCCCAAACAAUAACAAGUAGUUUUUAAUUGUGAUGCUUGUUUCAUUGAGUGUGCCAAUAGAUUAUUAUUUAAUCAUAUCUUACAUUUUCAGAAUCGUCUGUGUUUUCUUCUUUCUCUCUUUUUAAAAGAUAAGUCCUAAUCAUUUUUUUUGUUUGUUUAUUUCUAGGAAAAUAGUUUGCAUAUCAAUCAUUUGCCAAAAUGCCCAGUUCAAAGUGCAAGACAAAUAACUUUUGACAAAUGUGCUUGUUUACUUUUCUCUGUAAUGGACAAGCCAUUGGAAAAAGCCAAAGUUUGUUAUUUUUACCUUUUUUUUAAUAUAAUGCUUUUGAAUACUUUAGCUACAGUUAUUUUUCUUUAACGUGUGUAGGUGCUUUUUAAUUAUUGUCAUUUUGCAACAGUGGCUGGCUUUCUGACCAACAGUAAAAAUGCACUUAAAGAUAUUUUAGGAGUACCUUUAAAAAAUGUAUAAAUUAUUUAUCUUAAUGUAUAAUAUCUCCCUGACCAACCAUUUACUGCAGUAUAUUCCCUCAGCCUUUAACACUGAAAAAUUGCUUUAUGUUUGGUGGACUUUGCUGCAUGAUGCUGAAUAUUAAAACACCAAAAUCUUGAUGUGAUGUCCUGCUUUUGUGCCGUUAUCAAGCUCUGAGUUCUCUCUGCUUAUUACAUAGCUGAAAGUCAUGCAACUGGAAAUACAUAUAUAUAAAAAAAAAAAUUUGACAUUGGUUUUGAAUCCUUUUUGUUUGUUUUCAUUAAGUAAAAACAAAAUGAAUUUAAAAAAAAACACGUGCAAGGGAGGUGAUAUAAUGCAACCCAGUGCAGGAUUGAAGUGUACACACAACAAAACUCUAAAAUCCUCUUACAGUAUGUGCUAAUGAAUGUGAACAGUCUCUGAGGUUCACAUCUCCACAAAGGCAGCUAAUUUCUAUUUUUUCAAUGUAAUAUAAUUCAGAUGUUGCUCACAUUUGACUGCAAACAUUUUAUUUUAUUGGUAACAGGACAUGAUUAUACUCACCAAAUAUGCAAACCUAGCUUUCAGGAACAUAGCUUUGCAGCUCCGUGGUGGUUUUGUUCAUCUGACCCUUUAAAAAUGUAUGGAAAAUAUGUUCUUCGUACAAAAUGUUUUCUAUGAAAGAUAGAGAAAAGAAAAGAGAUUAUAAAACAAUAUAGGCUGUGUAAGUGUGCUACUUAUUUAAAACAAAAUGUUUCAAGCUUAAAUUCCAUUGUCCUUACUGUAUUUUUCUGUGUGGAAGCUUAAGUCUUUGUACCUUUUGCAUAAAUAUUUGUUUAUUGAAUUGUAUAAAAAUGUCAAAAAAAUAAAAAGCUUAUC